AUGCCGCUGGUGUCACCAUCUCCAGCCUCAAACGCCGUGGUGGCCGGAGACCAAGAUGCCAGCACAUCACAGGUCCCAAGCCAGAGUGAGAAUAAAACUGGACCCAACGUCGGGACCCAAACCCUGCGGAAGCCCACCAUGUCGAAGGUGAUUCUGAGGGCUGUGGCUGACAAGGGGGUACACAGCCGUGUGUCCCUCGCUGCCCUGAAGAAAGCCGUGUCUAUCACGGGGUACAAUAUGGCCCAAAACACCUGGCGCUUCAAGCGUGUGCUCCAGAACCUGGUCAAGAAAGGCAUGCUCAGGCAGGUGACCGGCAAGGGCGCCUCCGGCUCUUUCCGCCUGGGCAAGAAGCAGGCCUUCAAAUCCAAGCGCCAGGCCAAGAGACGCCAGCGGAGGCAGAAGAGGGAGCAGCCUGCGCAGCGCCGGUCUGGAUCGCGCCGAUCACUACUAAGCUCCAAAAGGAGCAAUAACCAGCUUUUCAAAGGAGUUCGUAGGGUGGCUAAAGGCCGCCGCCAUUAA
Molecule: messenger RNA, 519 nt
Organism: Apodemus sylvaticus (European woodmouse)
Lineage: Eukaryota; Metazoa; Chordata; Mammalia; Rodentia; Muridae
Product: spermatid-specific linker histone H1-like protein
Exons: 1
Coding region: 1-519 (172 amino acids)
Biological process (GO): nucleosome assembly
Cellular component (GO): nucleosome
Molecular function (GO): DNA binding
Source: RefSeq, a predicted model, not a curated record